Messenger RNA from Chlamydomonas reinhardtii, 896 nucleotides. RefSeq lists its product as uncharacterized. NCBI's taxonomy places the organism in Eukaryota, Viridiplantae, Chlorophyta, Chlorophyceae, Chlamydomonadales, Chlamydomonadaceae. The transcript has a single exon. The record is from RefSeq and is a predicted model, not a curated record. The coding region runs from base 101 to 583 and encodes 160 amino acids.
GUUACUUACGGAUACCUACUGAUACCGAGCGUCGUGUAGCCGAUGAUCGUUUACUCCUUUGGUGGUGCUCCGUGGUUUUGUGUUUCAUAGAUCAGCCAAGAUGCUUCAACGCCCCCAGCUGCUCCGCCGGCCGCAGCGCCGUGCCGGGGCGGCACAGCCAGGCCUGACGGCUCUGACGGCCUCAUGCACAUCGCCCUUGCACGCCUCGGGCUCCACCAGAGCAGCCUUUCAGGACUCGCCGCCGCCUUCCACCGGCAGCACCACCACCAGCUGCAUCACGGGGCCGCUCAUCACCAUCACGGACGGCAGCUACCACAACACCCACAAUCAUCACAUCAUCUGCCGCGGGGCCGGGCCAGGGGCCGGCCGCUGCACCGUUCCAGCCUCAGCCUUGGCCCGUUGGCCGGGUCAGCGCGGUAGCCGCGGCCGCUGCUGUGUCCUGGCUCGGGUUAGGCGGCGGUGGAGGCAGCGGUGGUGGCUGACAGGGACAGGGCACAAGGGUCGUGGUGAUGGCGGAGACGCCUACAACGGCUGCCCCGUUGGCGACUCCACGGAGUGUGCGCGGGUGACGCCAUGCCCCUAACAAGUGUUCCCCGGUCACUUGCCGCUUAGCUCGGAGACCCGUCCGUUCAACCUCACGCUUGAAAACAAGCACGUGAUGGGAGACAACGGAGGGAGCAAGCCAGCGUCAGGUAGGGCUUGCUGGCUUGCUCGCUCCGUUGUCUCCCAUCGCGUGCUUGUUUUCAAGCGUGAGGUUGACCGGACGGGUCUCCGAGCUAAGCUGCAAGCUUGCGAAAGCGUGCAGCGUGGGACGUGUACAAGAAUCGCCUCACUUGAGAAAACUCAAAAGCUCUGCAUGUUCUGAGCGAGUGAGCGCGGUAUAGAAAUGAGAACGG